Acaulospora colombiana is the source of this 1251-nucleotide messenger RNA. The record is from the annotation of a GenBank genome assembly. NCBI's taxonomy places the organism in Eukaryota, Fungi, Glomeromycota, Glomeromycetes, Diversisporales, Acaulosporaceae.
AUGACAGACGUUCGUUUUUCAGUGGACUCAGGAUCCCUCUAUGAGCUUUUAGGGGUCAAGUCGACAGCCAGUGCCACGGAGAUCAAAGCGGCCUAUAGGAAAAAGGCCAUGCAAUAUCAUCCCAACCCCAACAAUCCCGAUGCCCAUGCCAAAUUCCAGGAAAUAGCAGCCGCAUAUGAAGUUCUCGUCGACGAGCAAGCAAGAGAAAUGUAUGACCAAUAUGGACUCGAGGGCCUAAGUGGGGGAUCUGGUGGCCAUCCAUUCUCUCCUGAAGACCUAUUUGAGCAACUCUUUAGUGGUGGCUCUUUCGGCUUCAAUGCUGGUCGUAGAAAACGACGAGGAGACGAUACCAAGAUCCCAUACGAUGUGACACUACAGGAAUUGUACUUCGAAUGGGUGCCCAAUGACGAAAACCACUCUAGAUCAGGCGGGAAAAGUGGCACAAAGCCCAAACAGUGCAGUAGAUGUGAAGGAGAGGGUGUAAUAAUGAGCACUCGCGCUGUUGGAGGUGCUACUGUUGGCUUUGCCCGAAUCGCCUGUCCUCAGUGUAAAGGCUCGGGAAAGACGAUCAGAGAAAAGGAUCGGUGCAAGAAAUGCAAAGGCGAGAAGGUGACCAAGGAGAAAAAGAGACUUGAGAUCCAGAUCGAACCAGGGAUGCCUGACCAACAUCACAUUGUUCUUCAAGGCGAAGGUGAUCAAGAGCCCGAGAUGACACCAGGAGACGUCGUACUCGUUCUCAAUUGCAAGGAUCACGACUCCUUCGAACGUGCAGGGUCGGAUCUUUUGGCUCAUGUACGGAUAACACUCUCGGAAGCCUUACUUGGAUUCUCUAGGGUGGUCCUUACACAUCUUGAUGGAAGAGGAAUCCACUUUGACAGUAGGAAGAGCGCGGGUAGUGAAGGGCUCAAGAAAAUUUAUAAAAGUGGAGAUACUGUUGUCAUUCGUGGGGAGGGCAUGCCAAUAUGGAAGAAGGACAGUAAAGCGAAGAAUGCGACGGGCGGCAAGGUAGAAAGAGGCGACCUGUUUAUCUUAUUCGAGGUCGAGAUGCCGGAUGAGACAUGGCUGGAGAAUGUUGAUAUUCAGGCAUUGAGGGCAUUACUUCCCCCAGGAAAACCUGAUAUUCCAGCUGCGAGAGUAGAAGAGGCAAAGUUUGAAGAGAGUGACAUUGCGUUGUUUGGAGAUGGGGAUGAUGCCUGGGAGGAUGAGGAUUUUUCCGAGGGAGAGGACUCUACACAAUGUCGUAACCAAUGA